AGAAAGCCAAUCUUCUUCGUUAUCCAACCAAAUCCUCUCGAAGCAGAGUAACAAGAGGGAAGCCAGAAAAAAAAUGACGACAAUGGCGACGCAAGGGGCUUUUCUCCGAUUACGAAUGACCUCAUCCUCAAAGUCCAUCGCUAAGCCAACUGAGCUCAGCUUCCUCAACUCCCAGCUCAGCGGCUUAAGAAUCUCGCAGGGUCCCUCCACUGACGUCAUCAACCGCAUCUCCCUUCCUUCCUUCCCUGGUCUUCAGCCAAUCGUCGCCCGGAGGAUCUGUCCUUUUACUGGGAAGAAAGCGAACAGAGCCAACAAAGUCUCCUUCUCUAACCACAAGACCAAGAAGUUGCAGUUCGUCAACUUACAGUACAAGAAAGUCUGGUGGGAAGCUGGCAAACGCUUCGUCAAGCUUCGUUUAUCAACAAAGGCCUUGAAGACCAUUGAGAAGAACGGACUCGACGCUGUCGCCAAGAAAGCUGGCAUAGAUCUCCGCAAGAAAUAGAUGAUUGAUUGAUAUGUAUCUCUUACUGUUCUCUUAAUACAUUUCCUUCAAUGGAACUUGUGAGUUUGAAUCAGAAACUGUUUUUGUUUCCCUUAAGACAAAACUCGUAAAAAAAAAAAUUACAUUUCAUGUUUAUCGUUUUCUUUUAUGUAAUAUCGUUACAU
Brassica rapa (field mustard) is the source of this 666-nucleotide messenger RNA. Its product is annotated as 50S ribosomal protein L28, chloroplastic. Gene Ontology annotation, cellular component: ribosome. Gene Ontology annotation, molecular function: structural constituent of ribosome. The record is from RefSeq and is a predicted model, not a curated record. NCBI's taxonomy places the organism in Eukaryota, Viridiplantae, Streptophyta, Magnoliopsida, Brassicales, Brassicaceae. Gene Ontology annotation, biological process: translation.